CCGCCUCCUGUCAGCGAGCAGCCCGACCCGGCUCGCCCGUGAGGGGCUGCCGCCGCGGGGAAAGGGGGCCGGCGGCGGCGGCGGCGGGGUGGAGCGGAGCGGGGCGGCCCCGGCCCCGUGUGGGGGAGCGGCGUCCCCCCCGCAAGCCUCGCUGCCCCGUCCCGUCCCGUCCGGUCGUCGUCGUCGUCGCCGCCGCGGUUCAUGAGGUGAAGAUGGUGAUCCGAGUCUUCGUCGCCUCCUCCUCGGGCUCGGUGGCGAUAAAGAAGAGGCAACAAGAUGUGGUGAGGUUUCUGGAAGCCAAUCGCAUAGAGUUUGAAGAAGUGGAUAUCACGAUGUCAGAGGAGAAAAGACAAUGGAUGUAUAAAAAUAUUCCUGAGGAUAGGCAGCCCGCACAAGGCAACCCACUGCCACCACAAAUAUUCAGUGAUGAUCGGUACUGUGGAGAUUACGAUGGCUUUUUUGAAUCAAAGGAGAGCAACACUGUCUUCUCCUUUCUUAGGCUGAAACCUACUUUGGCAUCAAAGGGGUCAGAACCCUAGAAAACCUAUCUGAAGUAUUGACAAGCACAUCUUCUGGAUGAAUGACCCUGUUCUUCAGCACACAACAGCUUCCCUAAUGGAUCACUGUGAUAGAGCAAACACGCAUCAUUAGUAGUAGACUGCUUGCCGUGAGACGAUGCUCUCCAAUAAUGUGGACUUAACAACACAUAUAUGAAACAGGAUUAAGGCCUGGCUACUCAUCUUCCUUUUUAAAAGCACUCAUUGUUGAUGUUUCACUUAUGUCUUUGGGUUGCUUUUGCAACUGGCACUGGUAUUCUAACAGACAUAAUAUGUUUGAGAAUAAGGAGUGGAAGCGUAGGACUUCUGUCAUUCGUGGAUAUCCUUAUGUAGUCAGAUUCCUUACCUUUUCUAAUCAUUCCAACUACUGUAGUUGAAAUUAGCUCAUCAUGAUAGUUAAAGUGCUGGUGGUUACUAGAAAGCUUGUGCUGGCUAUGAUCCAGAAGGUAAAAAUCACCAAUCUUAAGAUCUCAGCCUAAGCCAAUAACUGUCAUAUUUUUCCUCUACACCUGUUUCUUGUGAUGUUUAUGCUAGGUCACGUUUAUUGUAAGAGACCUGGGCUGCUAACCCUGUUCAUGAAAACUUGAUUUGUCUAAUGAUGCACACUGCAACUGACUGUUUAAAAACAGUUAUCAUGAAGGAGGUGCCAAAGUGAAAUAUUUUGACAUGGUUCCUGUUCCAAAAGCAGGUGAAAUGUGCAGCAAAAUACUUGGUGGAAGAUAACUAGGUAGUUCAGAAGAAAAGGUCUCAUAGCUAAUGUUAAUAUUAAGUUAUCUCUUAACUGAGAAAUGCUCAACAUCUGAAGUUGGAGCUCUAGGGUUGAACUGUCUUAAAAUUAAAUUUUGCCAAAACCUUGAGUUUACCUUCAAUAACACACAGCUCCACCAUUAGCCCCAUGACCAUCGGGAGGAUACUUUGAGAGGCAGCGGUCAGUUCCAUGGGUGGUUAAACACUCUACCAUGGUGCAAGAGCACACCUAACUCACCCAGCUGUUGUCCCGGUUAUAUCCCCAGGUGUGGAAAUGUGGAGGUGCCUCUAAGACAGUGAGAAAGCUGAGCAUGUGCCCUGCUGGAUAAGGCCACAAUGGUCAGCUCAGCUGAGGGACAGGAGCCAAGUAAAGGAAGUGGAAAUUAUUCCAGUGGGACUGCAUUGAUGCACAUAGCAGAACUUAGGCCCAUGACUUGCCAAUAACCAUUACAAAAUGCAUUCUAGACAGAAGUCAAAUUACAUCAUGCAUUUUGAAUCAAGUCUGGCUAUGAAAAUAACAGCUAUGCUUGAAUGUGGCUUUUACUCAAGUGAUUUCAUAAUGACAGGGUAGUGCCAUUCCACUAAAUGUCCUUAUGUCUUUAGGUAAGUGAAAGACAACCAUCAUGUGGGAAAGCUUCUUUGCAAUCACAGCAUCACUCGGACUGUGUGGCUUGAAGGAAGACAAACUUGUAAAAAGCGUCAGAAAGCAGCACUCUCUGUGCAACAAAUCACAUGUUCUGUUAAAAUCAGUAACAGUGACAUCCAAGACAUGUUAGUUGGAAGGGACAUCUGGAGGUCAUCUGGUCCAACACUGUCAAAAUGAUGUCUAACACCAACACCAGCUUGGAUCAGAUAUGGAUUUGUCUAGAAUAAUGUUAAAAAUAUCCAGAGAUGAUCUCAUAACCCUCCAGAUAAUCUCUGCCAGUGCUGCAGUACUCUCCUGGUGAAAACUUUCUUUUAACGUCCAGCCUCAUCUGCUAGGCUGUAAUUUGUGGCUGUUGCCUUUCCUUUGCUAUGUUUCCUGGCACUCACUGGCACCACCCUUUUUGUAACUGCCCUCAAGAUAGUUGUAGGCUGCCAUCAGAUCACUUCUGAGCCGCCUUCUUACCAGACUAAUCAAACCUGGCUUCCUCAACCUCUCUUUACAGGCUGUGUGCUUUACGCCCCUGGCUGCUUUGCUUUGGUGGAUGGUUACUCUUUCCAGUUUGUUCACAUCCCUCUUGAACUGGGAGAAGGUCCCAAAACAAUGUUUUGGAUGUGGCCUCAUCUGUGCUGAGUAGAGGAGGAUAAUAACUUUCCUCAGCCUGCAGGCCACACUUCUGAAGUAGCGCACUGCAUGCUUUCCCCUCUUUGCAGCAAGUACGUUGCUGGCUGAUGUUCAACAUGGCAUUCACUAAAAUCCCCAGGUCUCUUAAGCAAGGGUAUUACUCUGUCAGUCACUCUUACAGCCCAUACUGAUGCUUCACCACCCCCAAGGGCAGAACUUUCUACUUGUCCUUAUCAAACUUUGUGAGGUUUCUGUUAGCCCAGUCCUCAAGGUUAUUGAGAUGCCACCGUACUGACGCUCUGCCAGCUAUCACCAACCACUGAAGCAGGUUCAGGUGUUGGUCACAGAUUUGCUGAGGGUGCACGUUAGUUCAUCAUCCAAGUCCCUGCUGAAGAUGCUGAACAAUAGGAGAACUGUAGCCUCUCAGAUUUUGGACAAUGGCUUGCUCGCGUCUACAGAGGUAUGACACAAACAAUGUUCAUGAUGACCAGUGGCUGGAGUAAAGAACUGGUUACCUUCCUGUUAGUGUUGUCUCAGCUACAAACUGCUUACAGCUGUGUGUCUUUUCCCUCUUGUACAAAGACAGGAAAGCUUUAAAAAAUGCAACGUUAAAGGAGUCCAUCCAUAAAUCAGUUUCUGUUUGGUUCCUCUGGUGCCUCCUCAGCUCAGUUAAAGGGCUAGGUGGAGCAAGUGCACACACAGAUUUCAAGUCCAUGGUUGUCUUUACUGGUCAAAAUCUUUGCUACAGCACCUUCUCUAGAGGAAGCCUGAAUGGGAGUUGAUAACAUGCAUAUACAGGUAUGUAUAUACAUAUAUGUAUGUGCAUUUUUAAGACUUAUGUUGUCUGUGGUAAGUUACAGUGACGUUCUUGUCACCUAUCCCAUAUUGUCGUGAGACUUGAACCUCCCUAUAGGAAGGGUAUGUGACACGAGGUGGAGCUGUACAUUGUUAACUUUGCCAAGUUCAAUGUAACUAUCCCUAAAAAAAAAAAGUUAAAGAAAAAUAUUUAACUUUGCAAAUUAAUACAGAUAUAAAUUUACAUAAUUAUGCAGUUGAUUACAGAGAAGCCAUCCUGGAUUUAUCAUGUACUUGAUAUGUUGUAAACUUUGAGAACUUCCUGAAGUCCCAGUUUCUAAAAACCCAGGCUUACUGAUGUGAAAGGCAAAACCACAUUGAUUUCUCCAGGGGUGAAAGUAGUUUCACAAAACUCCUCUUGAAUUUUGAUAAUUGCAGAAUAGCAGCCUCCCGUUCAGUGGAGAGCUAGUUCUGUUACAGCUGCUAGAUUAUUUCAGAGCACGCAUGUAGGCAUAAUCAGUUGUAUGGAGGACAACACUAGCUCCAAAGAUAUCCUGCUUGCUUGCAUGGAUUGGCAGUGUAUGUCCCUUAGAGUACGUGCUUUUGAAUUAUAAGUGGCUAGUUUUUUUAAAAAAAAGUACACGUGUUGCUUGAAUGUGAAUUUGGUCUGUUUUGUGACAGCCUUAUUUUUGUAAUUAAAGCAAGUAGAGAUCUAGUUUGUUACAUAAGAUGAUCUGGAGUUUUUUAAACCAGUUUUGUAAUAAUGAAAUGUAACUAUCAGGUAACUGAAAAGGUCUGUGGAAACUAGAGCCAUUUAUUGAAAGAAGUAGCAUAAUCUUAACUCUGUUUAAAAAAAAUUGCAUGUAAAGGAAUGUUUGAGAACCAAAUGAUCCCAAUCUUUAGCUAAUACUUGUAACUACCCCACUUUUUAAAAGGGAGAGCAGUGUGAAUUAAACUGUAAAUCUUUGUACCUAGCUGAAGUUGCUGUGUGGGCUGCCGUGCACAUGCACAGUCACUGUAUCAGUGGCUUUGACAGAGGUGGUUUUGUUUGUGCCACACAGUACUGGAUAGUGCCUUGCCAGAAAGAGGACUGUUUCUUUAGGGUCUUCUUAGAUGUGCUUAAACUUUGAACUGAGAAGGGGGUAGCUUCUAUAUUGCUAUUUUUUUAAUAAUGCAGGAAAUUGAUAUUGAGGCCUGAGUCAAAAGACACAUGCUUUGUAAGGUUGAAACAGUUUUUGAUGACUCUUCUGAACUCUUGAUUUCUUCUUAGUGUGGCUUUUUUUUUUCCUUGUUGACUGUCUAGAAUCAAACUGUCCAAGGGAAGUGGACCUGGAGUAAAGCCCCUAAAUCCAUGUUUACACUUUAAAAUAACUAUCUGAUUCAAGUGUUGAGCAGCCCAAAUGCCAUCACUGAAAUAAAGAGGAGCUACCAAGCUCUCGGUGGAUUUCUUGGUUGUCCCUCCCUGCCUUGUCCCCCUGCCAGGCCAUUUAUGUAGGGAGUCCAAUUCUGGGAAUACCACCAUUCAGAAGUAGGACCCUGAGACUUUAGGCAGUGCCUUGUGACACCUCACAGGAGUGCCAGAGUGGGGUCCUCACCAGGGAAGUGCCAAAUCCCAUUAGUCUUCCUUCAGUGGCUUGUCCACUGGUUCCCCUAGACCUUGCCGCGGGAGGAGGAGGGAGCCCCGCACAGAGGGCGGGAGUGGCAGACACGGUGCGGGCCGGUCCGUGGCUCGCUGCCGGCACCCAGGGCAGAUCCAGCUUACUUCCUUCUUCCUAUUCUUCACCUCUUCCUCAUGUGCUUUGUCCUGUCCUGUGUAGACCUACCUGCAUGCAAAGCUUCCACUCCCGGCCAUUUGUAACAUCCCUGUGAGGUCCCAAACGCAGAGCUGGUGUUCACCUUCACGGCGUCAGUGUUUCGUAACCCAGUGGGAGAGGGAGCACGUUGCAUCCUAGGCUGUGUACACGUGGAGUUUUAAAUUCUGUAUUAAAACCGUGUUCAUCUAAUAAAAAAAUGUAAUUCAAAAAA
Tyto alba (common barn owl) is the source of this 5391-nucleotide messenger RNA. RefSeq names its product SH3 domain binding glutamate rich protein like 2 (gene SH3BGRL2). The record is from RefSeq and is a predicted model, not a curated record. The coding region runs from base 213 to 539 and encodes 108 amino acids. The transcript is spliced from 4 exons. Lineage: Eukaryota; Metazoa; Chordata; Aves; Strigiformes; Tytonidae. Gene Ontology annotation, cellular component: cytoplasm.